Messenger RNA from Arachis ipaensis, 2249 nucleotides. The record is from RefSeq and is a predicted model, not a curated record. NCBI's taxonomy places the organism in Eukaryota, Viridiplantae, Streptophyta, Magnoliopsida, Fabales, Fabaceae.
CCGUAAAAUUGUGAAUUUCUGUGCAUUGAUUUGCUUUAGUAAGAGUCUUUGUUUCCCCCUCGUGCUAAUUUUUUGAAAUUUAUAUUUUUUUCUAAUGCAAGUUGCUUAAUAGGUAAGAACUAGAAUUGGAUGUUGGCUAAGAGCCUAAGACCUAUAACUGUAAAUCGUAAGCUAAUUAAGGUUCAGGUAGCAAAAUUGAGGAGUUUCAAAUUCAAUACUCUUUCUCAUCUCUAAUUCAUCAUCUUUGACCCGUGUGAAAGUGGAAAAAAACAAAGAUUGGGUUGGAAGGGCAUUUUUGUCAUCUACCUCCCGGGACGUGUUGUUGGCUUGGAUUGUGUUUUUCUGUGUCUGUCUCUUUCUAUCUGGCUUGUGGGGUAGUAAAAGGACAAGAUUGACCCUCUAUCAUUCUCUCUUUUAUACUCCUGUGUCUAUAAUUUCACUCUUUGUAUUGUAUGUUCUUUGGGAUUGGAUUAUCUUAUACCAGUGUAGCUUACCAUUAGUGCUUCAGUCCUGAAACCUUUCCCUGAAAGCUAUUUGUGAAAUUCUGCUCUCUCUUAGGUACCAGAAAAGUUGAAUAACUUUUUGGGGGAAGUAACACGGUCGCUUUCGAGUUAUUUGAGCCAUUGUUGUUCAUUUGGAACCUGCAAUGGGAAACAGUGAGGAAGAGAAAUCUAGUCAGACUGAAAAGACUUCUCCACCUGAGCAGGCCAAUAUUCAUGUCUAUCCUGACUGGGCAGCCAUGCAAAUGUAUUAUGGGCCGAGAGUCGCCAUACCACCAUACUACAACCCCGCUGUGGCUUCUGGUCACACUCCUCACCCAUACAUGUGGGGGCCUCCUCAGCCUAUGAUGCCACCUUAUGCAGCACUUUAUUCACCUGGAGGGGUUUAUACUCACCCUGCCAUUCCUAUUGAGCCACAUCCACACGGACAAGGAGUUCCAUCUUCACCUGCUACUGGGACACCUCUAAGUAUGGAGACGCCACCAAAAUCUGCAAAUUCUGAUCGGGAUUUGAUGAAGAAACUGAAAGGGUUUGAUGGCCUUGCAAUGUCAAUUGGGAAUGGCCAUACUGAUAGUACAGAGCUUAGAACUGAAAACAAGCUGUCACAGAGUGUGGAUACUGGGGGUUCUAGUGAUGGAAGUGAUGGCAACACUGCGGGGGCUAAUCAAACACCAAGGAAAAGAAGCUGUGAGAGAACACCAGCCACUAAUGAAGAAGGAAAACCUGAGAUGCAAGCUAAUCCAGUAACUCCAGCUUCCAAAGAGACUGCAGCUUCUAACAAGAACAUGACAAUUGCCCCUGCUAGUGUUUCAGGACAGUUAGUUGGAUCUGUAGUUUCUUCAGGCACCACUACGGCGCUAGAGCUGAGGAACCCUUCCAGUGUACAUUCUAAAACAAAUGCUGCAACUGCCCUGCAACCAGUAUUGCCUGCUGAAGCUUGGAUGCAGAAUGAACGCGAGCUGAAACGUGAGAGGAGAAAACAAUCAAAUCGAGAUUCUGCUAGAAGGUCCAGACUGAGGAAGCAGGCAGAGACUGAAGAACUGGCACGAAAAGUUGAAUCCUUGAGUGCCGAGAAUGUGUUGCUGAAAUCAGAAAUAAAUCGACUAACUGAAAGUUCUGAAAAGAUGAGGGUGGAAAAUGCUACAUUAGGGUUUUACUUUUUGAAUCAGGAAAAACUCAAAAACGCUCAGAUGGUACAAACAGAAGGGAUAAUAUUGAAGGGAAUUGAAAGCAAGAGUGCAACACCUAUGAGCACAGAGAACUUAUUAUCAAGAGUCAACAAUAAUUCGAGUUCUAAUGAUACAGGCGGUGAGGACGAGAAUGGUUUUUGUGACAGAAAAUCAAACAUUGGUCCAAAGUUGUAUCAGCUGCUGGAUACAAGUCCUAGAGCUGAUGCUGUAGCAGCUGGUUGAAAACUUUCCUUGUUGCAAGCACAAAAUUACUGCUAACACUCUGAGGGAUGGAUCAGCUGAAUUUUAGUAUUUACAUCCAUCGAAAACCAGAACUAAUUCUUCCUUCCUUAUAAUAAGUUAUUUAGGCAUAAGAGAAACUGUACUUUAUUAGAUUGACAAAGAAUGUGUGAUUUGAAGUUUGUAAUUGUAAGGUGAGGAGAGUUAGAAUUCUAGUUUAGAGAGGCUUGCUGAGCUGUCAUAUGAUUGGGUGUUAUUUAACGAGUGGUAUGGAACUUCUCAUGGUAUUUCUUACUUUGUUUUAGUUCGGUUUUCAUUUUCUUGCAACCAAUCACUUCAA